CACCUUUCCUCCUUCAUCACUGCAGGAAGGCACUCCCAAGGGAUCCGUCGGUGAGACAUGGCUGAGGACAGGAGCAAGAGAUACUCUACGGAGAUGAAUAUGAUGGGAGGCCGGACAAACAAUGGCUUUGUCCAAAAUGAAGACUCUCCGGAGCGGGACCCGCAGCCAGUUCUCGGGCCAGGCCCGCUACCGCGUGCCCCGAGAGAUCCUCUUCUGGCUCACUGUGGCUUCUGUGCUCCUGCUCAUUGGGGCCACCAUCACCAUCAUCGCCAUCUCUCCAAAGUGCCUCGACUGGUGGCAGGAGGGGGCCAUGUACCAGAUCUACCCGAGGUCUUUCAAGGACAGCGACAAGGAUGGGAAUGGAGAUCUGAAAGGCAUUCAAGAUAAACUGGACUACAUCACAACUUUAAAUGUAAAAACUAUUUGGAUUACAUCAUUUUAUAAAUCAUCCCUUAAAGACUUCAGAUAUGGUGUUGAAGAUUUCCAAGAAAUUGAUCCCAUUUUUGGAACAAUGGAAGAUUUUGAGAAUCUGGUUGCAGCCAUACAUGAUAAAGGUUUAAAAUUAAUAAUUGAUCUUAUACCAAACCAUACCAGUGAUAAACAUGCUUGGUUCCAAUUGAGUCGGACACGGACAGGGAAAUAUACUGACUAUUACAUCUGGCAUGACUGUACCCAUGAAAAUGGCAUAACCAUACCACCCAACAACUGGUUAAGUGUAUAUGGAAACUCCAGUUGGCACUUUGACGAAGUACGAAAACAGUGUUAUUUUCACCAGUUUAUGAAAGAGCAACCUGAUUUAAAUUUCCGCAAUCUUGACGUUCAAGAAGAAAUAAAAGAAAUUAUACAGUUCUGGCUUGCAAAGAAUGUCGAUGGCUUUAGUUUCCAUGCUGUUAAAUUUCUUCUAGAAGCAAAGCAUCUGAGAGAUGAGAUCCAAGUAAAUAAGACCCAAAUCCCGGACAUGGUCACACACUACUCGGAGCUGUACCACGACUUCACUACCACACAGGUGGGAAUGCAUGACAUUGUCCGGAGCUUCCGACAGACCAUGGACCAAUACAGCAGCGAGCCUGGCAGAUACAG
Molecule: messenger RNA, 1080 nt
Organism: Galeopterus variegatus (Sunda flying lemur)
Lineage: Eukaryota; Metazoa; Chordata; Mammalia; Dermoptera; Cynocephalidae
Gene: SLC3A1
Product: solute carrier family 3 (amino acid transporter heavy chain), member 1
Exons: 7
Biological process (GO): amino acid transport; carbohydrate metabolic process
Source: RefSeq, a predicted model, not a curated record